This is a messenger RNA of Aspergillus ibericus CBS 121593, 2190 nucleotides long. RefSeq names its product putative COP9 subunit 3. The coding region runs from base 305 to 1795 and encodes 496 amino acids. Lineage: Eukaryota; Fungi; Ascomycota; Eurotiomycetes; Eurotiales; Aspergillaceae. The transcript is spliced from 5 exons. Gene Ontology annotation, cellular component: COP9 signalosome. Gene Ontology annotation, biological process: ubiquitin-dependent protein catabolic process. The record is from RefSeq and is a predicted model, not a curated record.
CUCUACUCGGUAUUAUUAUGAUUUGGACUGUAUCACAUUUCAUUGAUUGAUCCACAGACUAUCUAGUAUGAACGAGCUCGUGUCAUGCUACACAUCUACAUGUGGUAGUUCUGUACCAGAGUCAUCCGGCAGACUACUUACCGUACCAUGUACUCCCGUACUAAUAAUACUAUUACUGGUUUGUAUGUUCCCUGUAUGAGGUAAUUAUUGAAGGGCGUGCUAACCUCAACCACUCUUCCCCACUUUCUACUUUGUCUGCGCCCAGCAAGUAACAGUCAAGAUAUCAUCAUACACCAAAAUUAAGAUGGCAGAGAUUCUUCUGCACCUCACAACGGUGUCAUCUCAACUGCAGGCUCUCGACGAUACAUCUGACGAAAGAUAUGACACUGAACUCCGUGACCUGAUUGCAUAUAUCAAGCAAUUCAACAGGAAUAUUGAUAGCCAAUAUCUACUAGAUAAUCUCAGUCCAUCACAACACACACUAUCCUAUUUAAUUAUUCUCAACCUUCAUAUUGAGACCUUGCAAAACCAGACGAAGAACAGAGUACCCGACGAGAUCAAACCCGGGAAUGACUUGUGGGCGAAAGCUGUCUAUUUCCUUAGGUCUUUUGAUCCUAUCCAGGUCCGCUAUGCUGGUCAUGAGUGGCGCCAACUUGUUGAACUCAUAGGACAAUCUGCUGAAGCUGUAGCGAAGCCGUUUCUAGCGGUUCAAGUUAUCAGGGAAGCCCUACUUCGACUCGACUCAUCUGGAGUCCUCACAUCAGUGCACAUUACUUUCCUCAGACUCUCCCUGAUCUCGAGAUCAUACAGUCAUGCUUUGCCUAUUCUGGAGAAAGAGAUGUUCAGGUUCCCCACUAGUUCAGGGCAAGCAUACCGCAAGCAUAUCGAACGUCCAUUAUGUUCCGAGGAUACCCUUGGCGACACAUUCAUUUCUGACGCGUCUGGGUUCUCUGCAAAGCUGACAUACAGGGACCAUACGAGUUUUUUUCUUUAUGGCGCAAUGAUCUAUAUGGCACUUAAAUAUUGGGAUAAAGCGUUACAUUUGCUGACCAUUGUGAUAUCUUCUCCGGUCAAUGACUCUGUCAGCAAGAUUAUGGUCGAAUCAUACAAGAAGUGGGUAUUAGCUAGUUUGCUGGGACAUGGAAAGCUAGUUGCACCUCCCAAGAUAAUCUCUCCACACGUUCUGAAAGUGUACCAGACAUUAUCAAAACCUUACGCGUCUUUGGCUGACGCUUUUGAGAGGAGUGAUUUCCAGAGGUUGAGAGCUGAUAUUGAUUUCGGUCGGUCAGUCUGGCGUGCUGACAAUAACGAGGGCCUCGUCUGUCAGCUAUUUCGUGCCUAUAAUACAUUCCUAGUACUCAAGCUAGGUAGAACAUUCUCAGCUCUUACUACAGCGGAUGUGGCACGACGCACGUUUACUUCCCUAGCAUCCUCUGCGAAUGUCGAAGAGUUCGUAGCGUCACUUGUAAUGUCUGAGACUCUGGGCGCUACACUGGUACAUUUACACCCACACGGAAGUGCUACAAUGCUUCGAUUUUCUGCGCCGACCAAGCUUGUCUUCAAUAAGGAAAUUUCCAUGCGGAACCGAUUGAUCGAAGGGGGUCGAGCGUUACGAUUUAUCGCAAAUGAUGUGGAUCAAUGUAGCAGCGAGUUGAAGCUGGGCAAUGAAAAUCUUCAGCUUUUGUCGAGAAAUCAGAGAUGGUCUGAUACUUCGGGUAAGGGUGGUGGCGAUAGUGUUGGAGAAGCGGAUGGUGGUCUGGACAUCGAGGAAGACAUCAUGGGAGAUGCUACUUGAAGCACAUGGCAACCUUGGUCCUUGAUAGGGGGCUAAUUCAGAAUAAAGCCUCGAAUACAGACUCUAGUCAUCAUAGAUUCUACGGUACUGUCCCGGUAUACACUAUCUGUCGAUUUUUGUUGGCCGGCCUGCGUGGAUCAUCCUACAAUUGCAUUUGUUUCGAUUGAUUGAGUGAUUCUUUGCCCUGUCUUCGGGAUUUCUACACCUUGUAAAAACGAUCUUGACUGUCAGCCAACGCAUUGACCUUAUCUGCCUUUAAUCUUCUUCAGCCGUGGACAGGGGCACAGCUUUUCGUGGAGCUCAUGUAUUCACAUAUAUUAUUCUGCAUCAUGAUAAAAUAUACUCAUAUGUUUUAUCAAUUAAAGUACCUACCCACAUUUACUGUUUUUAAUGAC